Molecule: messenger RNA, 1708 nt
Organism: Impatiens glandulifera
Lineage: Eukaryota; Viridiplantae; Streptophyta; Magnoliopsida; Ericales; Balsaminaceae
Product: transcription factor UNE10-like
Exons: 6
Coding region: 61-1449 (462 amino acids)
Cellular component (GO): nucleus
Molecular function (GO): protein dimerization activity
Source: RefSeq, a predicted model, not a curated record
UUACUAGGAAUUCUUAAACAUCUAAAUCUAUCUAUAUAAAAGACAUAGAAACAGAUCAUCAUGAGUCAGUGUAUUGUACCCAAAUGGAAUUUAACCCAACAACAACAACAACUAAGACAAGACCAAGAUCAAAUACUUGAAGGAGAAGAUCAAGAAGGCCAAAAUCAUCAUCUUCACAAUCUCACUCAUUUUGUCUCCAUGUCAAAAGAUGAAGAUAUUGCAGAGCUAACAUGGGAAAAUGGGCAUUUAUCAAUGAAUGGUUUUAGUGGACUUCUUCCUCCUCCUCCGACAAAACCAACAUGGGCAAGAGCAGGUGAAACGCUGGAGUCUAUUGUUCAUCAAGCAACAAUAAUGCCCCAAAAACAAAACCAAGAUCAACAAUUUAGCCAAUUUCUUGAUCAGGGUCCAGCAACUAUGAUAUCUCAGGCUCUUCCUACUGCCGGAAAAUGGUUUAAAAACUCCGGUAAUGAACGGAUGGCAGUUUCUGGGCCUGCCGGAAAACGUACUAGACAUGUUGGGGUGGCUGCUUCUGAGGAGAUUGGCGCAGGUGCAAGUGCAAGUGCAACAUUUUGUAGGGAGAAUGACAAUAAUACACUUAUGACUUGGGGAGCUUCUUUUGAAUCUCCAAGAAGCUUGAAUUUCAUUUCUAGAAGAACAUCAAAGACUAUUGAUGAGGAUUCAACUAAUUGCCUUGGUGAUUCGGUAAAUAGGGAAGAGAUCGAGGAAUAUUACGAAGAACGAGAAACUAAAGAUGAAAUCAGCGGUCGAUCUCACUCGAUAAAUCGAAGAAGUCGAGCUGCUGCAGUGCAUAAUCUUUCAGAAAGGAAGCGUAGAGAUAGGAUCAACCAGAAGAUGAAAGCUUUACAAAAGUUGGUCCCAAACGCUAGUAAGACCGAUAAAGCAUCGAUGUUAGAUGAAGUGAUAGACUACCUAAAGCAACUCCAAGGACAAGUUCACAUGAUGAACGCGGUUAGAAACAACAUGAACAACAUGUCCCAAAUGAUGAUGACACCCAUGGGAAUGCAACAACAAAUGCAAAUGUCUCUUCUAGCCCGGAUGGGAAUGGGAGGAGUUGGACUUGGAAUGGGGAUGGGGAUGGGAAUGGGGGGCAUGAUGGACAUUAACACCAUGGCAGCCGCGGCCGCUGCUGCUUCUUCAAGACCCCUUCAACAUUCCACACCCAAUAAUAUGCAUCCUCAUGCUUCUCUCUUGCCCUCUAUGAUCCCAAUGCCGAACCAGGCUCAAACCGGAGCGCUUGACCAUUCUCAAGCAACACGGGGUUCUUCUACAAUUCCCUUCAACGAUCCAUAUGCAUCAUUUCUAGCCCAGUCUAUGAAUAUGGACCUAUACAACAAGAUGGCGACACUGUAUCGAGAACAAGUUAAUCAAGGAAUAAAGCAGCAAAAUAUGGGUUCUUCUUCUCCGUCAAGUCAUGUCCAAAGGGAAUAAUGAUCUAAUUGCAUGUCCCUUGAACUCAUACUAUAGGACUUUUCAAUUCUUUUGAACCAUUAAAUGAAUGUGUUUAAUAAUAACAGUCAAUAUUGCAAUUGUAGAUUAAUUUGUAUGUUUAGUAAGAGUAAUUUUGUUUAAUAUACAGUUGUCGAAAUCAUUUGAUAAGCAUAUUUUAGUAAAUUUGUAAGUGUUGAACGAGUUUUAAUGAAAAAAUGUCAAUUUUUCCUUUUACAAUUAGCUAAAAAUAUUGUUUUGG